Molecule: messenger RNA, 957 nt
Organism: Glycine soja
Lineage: Eukaryota; Viridiplantae; Streptophyta; Magnoliopsida; Fabales; Fabaceae
Exons: 1
Coding region: 1-957 (318 amino acids)
Source: RefSeq, a predicted model, not a curated record
AUGCCCCUAACAUUCCAACUCACCAUCAUUAAUCAUGAAACACGCCGGAAAGGGGUGGAAAGGACGAUCAUAACACAAGCCACUGUUGAAAUAGAGGAACCUAUUGAGGAAAUUGAAGGAGUUUCGACAUUGCCGGAGCAAAAUUGCAUCAAUGUGGAUGAAUUGGAGAUUCCGGUGAUGAAGAGUGGUGAAGAACUGAAGCCUACGGUGAGAGAGGAUGAACCAAAACCUAAACCUUGGGUGGAGGUAAUUCAGGGAAAUAGAAGUUUGAAUCGUGGAAUGGCGGUGGAUUUCAUAGCUCCAACGUUCGUGAACAGUAAAGCUGAAAUUACGAUAGAUGAAUCUGAUGUUUCUGAGGAAUUGGAAUUCUGGGAGAAUUCAAUCAUUCUCUUUGCACUAGGACAGUCUCUGUCUAUGAAUGCGGUUAAGAAGUUCAUGGAGAAGACCUGGAAUUUCAUUUCACUCCCUGAACUAUUUUACAACGAUGAAGGUUACUUCAUUGUGAAAUGUAAGAACAGGGAAGACAUGGAGCUGGUUAUGGAACAAGGUCCCUAUUUCAUUUAUGGUAAACCGGUAUUUCUUUGCAAAUGGACCACUGAAUUUGAGAUGAAGGAGGAUCUAUUGCGUGUUCUUCCAAUUUGGAUAACGUUACCUCAGUUGCCACUGCACCUAUGGGGGGAAAGGAGUAUUUUGAAAAUAGCUAGUGUGAUUGGUAAACCUAUAACCACAAAUGAAUGUACUGCGAAGAAAUUACGAAUCUCUUAUGCCAGGGUCCUGGUUGAAGUGGAUAUUACUCAAAAACCUAUAGAAACUGUUGACAUCAAGGAUCACAAAGGAAAACUCAUGGAGCAAAAAAUUGAAUAUGAAUGGAGACCAAGCUACUCUCAGUCAUGCUUGAAGAUUGGACAUGAUUGUGCCACUAAGAAAGUUCCUGGGAAAAAACUAGUACAGGUGUAG